UCACAGUUUAGAAAACUCCCAACAGUGAAAAUUAAACGUUCUGUUAAACGUGGCCAACAUGAUUCACCUAUUUCAAAACGGGGAUAUCCCAAGUGUUUAAAAAUGUGGUAGGAGUUGUCAUAUCGAGGAAAAGUCGUAGAUAACGCCCAGACUUCUUUGUGUGAUGUUGAACGAAUGUUUUAGAAUGCACGUUACAAAAUUUUCAUCAGAUACCUACUACUUCCUCUUCUUUGAGAUUACGCCUUGGGAUCAAAAGUUAAACUUGGGCGUGUUGCGUGCAAUUAAUACCAAUUAAAAAGCACUAUUUUGAAAUUGUGAGUUUUAUACUGUUUAAGAGAUGUAUAAACAUCUACUGGCACAGCGUGUAACGCGUUAUAAUGGAGAAUGGUACUGCUAUUUAUGUGACUAUUUAUUGUUAAACAAAGAAGAAGCAAAGUAUCAUUUGCCAGAGACUCAUUUCGAGCAGAUAAAUACUACAAACCAAAUAUUGAAAUUCCUGGAUACAAAUAAAAUAUCGAACUCGCAAUGUAACAAAUUAAUAUUCAGUGGAAUUAUUUUAAAGAAUUUACCGCAAGAUUACUUUUGUACAAUUUGCCAAUGUUCCAUACCUACUUUUAAUCAUAUUCAUGCUCAUGUGAUGGGAAAAUAUCAUCAAGUGAAUAAAACAGCUAACACUACAGAGAAAAAUUCUAGAGACCAAAAAAAUUCAGACAGCUAUGCAAGUGAAAUCUCUGUACAAACCGAUACAUCAGAUAUAUUAGAAUACAAUAGUAUUAAAGUCUCUGAUGGACCACAUGAGUAUUUUUGUGAAAUUUGCAAGUGUUCAAUACCUACUUACAACCAUGUUCGCGAUCAUGUGAAUGGAAGGAACCAUCAGGCACAAAAAACAGCUAACACUGCAGAAAGAAAUCUUACAACUACCCAACAAAAUUCAAAUGGAAGGCGAAAUUCUUUAGAUGAAACUAUGGAAAAUCUUGUAAAGCAGAUUAAUGACGUGUGCAACCUGUACGAGACUAUACAAACCGAUACAUCUUCAGAUAUAUUAAAAUACAACGGUAUUAAAGUCUCUGAUGGACCACACGAGUAUUUUUGUGAAAUUUGCAAGUGUUCAAUACCUACUUACAACCAUGUUCGCGAUCAUGUGAAUGGAAGGAACCAUCAGGCACAAAAAACAGCUAACACUGCAAAAAGAAAUCUUACAACUGCCCAACAAAAUUCAAAUGGAAGGCGAAAUUCUUUAGAUGAAACUAUAGAAAAUCUUGUAAAACGGGUUAGUGACGUAUGCAACAUGUACAGGACUGUACAAACUAAUACAUCUCUAGAUAUACCAAAAUACGAUGGUAUUAAAGUCUCUGAUGGACCACACGAGUAUUUUUGUGAAAUUUGCAAGUGUUCAAUACCUACUUACAACCAUGUUCGCGAUCAUGUGAAUGGAAGGAACCAUCAGGCACAAAAAACAGCUAACACUGCAGAAAGAAAUCUUACAACUACCCAACAAAAUUCAAAUGGAAGGCGAAAUUCUUUAGAUGAAACUAUGGAAAAUCUUGUAAAGCAGAUUAAUGACGUGUGCAACCUGUACGAGACUAUACAAACCGAUACAUCUUCAGAUAUAUUAAAAUACAACGGUAUUAAAGUCUCUGAUGGACCACACGAGUAUUUUUGUGAAAUUUGCAAGUGUUCAAUACCUACUUACAACCAUGUUCGCGAUCAUGUGAAUGGAAGGAACCAUCAGGCACAAAAAACAGCUAACACUGCAAAAAGAAAUCUUACAACUGCCCAACAAAAUUCAAAUAGAAGGCGAAAUUCUUUAGAUGAAACUAUAGAAAAUCUUGUAAAACGGGUUAAUGACGUAUGUAACCUGUACAGGACUAUACAAACCAAUACAUCUCUAGAUAUAUCUAAAUACAAUGGUAUUAAAGUCUCUGAUGGACCACACGAGUAUUUUUGUGAAAUUUGCAAAUGUUCAAUACCUACUUACAACCAUGUUUGCGAUCAUGUGAAUGGAAAGAACCAUCAAGCACAAAAAAUAGCUAACACUGCAGAAAGAAAUCUUACAACUGCCCAACAAAAUUCAAAUGGAAGGCGAAAUGUUUUAGAUGAAACUAUAGAAAAUCUUGUAAAACGGGUUAAUGACGUAUGCAGCCUGCAUAGUACUGUACAAACUAAUACAUCUCUAGAUAUACCAAAAUACGAUGGUAUUAAAGUUUCUGAUGGACCACACGAGUAUUGUUGUGAAAUUUGCAAUUGUGUAUUACCUACUUACAACCAUGUUCGCGAUCAUGUGAAUGGAAGGAAGCAUCAAACAUACAAAAAAACUUGCAAUGUAGAGGAAAAUUCUAGAGAUAUCCAAAGACAUUCUGAUGACUAUUUAGAUACAGACAGUGGAACUUCUUUGCAUGAAGAAAUGUUUGGAACAAACAUUAACGUAUGUAUGAAGAAAUGUUCGGAACAAACACCAACUUCUACCACGGGUAGAUUCGAUAUGUUACCGGCUGCUGAUACCAGUAGGCUAGAUAUGUUACCACUAAUUGACGAAACUAGCAUAUUUAUAACUCCUGACAUACGCGAAGAAAUGAGUACAUUGGUCUGGAUGCGUUUACCAGAAGAAAAACGGAACAACAAGAGUGCUUCGGAGCGUUACAAUAGAAUAUAUAAAAUGGAAAAUUUCCUCCUCGAAGAGAUUAUGUUCUCUUGUUGCGAAAUGAAGCUAAAGAAGAUCCAAGAAAAUUUGCAGUUUUACAUUCCGUUUACCAAUCAGAGUGUUACCUGUCUAGCAUGUGAUGCCUCGUACAAUUCAUGCGAUAUACAAAUAUGGUACGAACAUGUUUCUUGUACAAAUCAUGCCGAACAGGUAAAGCAGCUUGAUCCGAAAUUAUUGCAACAAUUGAUAAAGAAGCAAUCUACACACGUCAAAUGUUACUCUUGCAAUGAAAUCAUGGAUGAAAAUGCGGCCAAUAUCCAUGUACAUAUAAAUAAGCCAUUUCAUCAAACGAAUCGUAACAGAUUACUGAAACAAAUCAUGUCUCAUUAUAAUGAUUUGUUGAAACAAACGACCGAUCAUCCUCUCUUUUAUGCUAUUCAGUACUUCGCUUGCGUGCCAUGCAAGAAGAGAUUCAAGAUGAAGAUAGAAUUUACGGAUCAUCUCUAUGAAACACAUAGAUUUCUUAUGCGUACUAAAAAUAAUAGAGGGUUUGGUUUUUGUUUAACAUGUGCUAUUCUUUGGUAUGACAAUGAUAAAUGUCUUUACUCGGCACACUGUAGAAAUCCAAUACACAAAUAUUUGGUAAAUUCCAAUGAUUUUGCGAUUAAGCCGCUACCGGAGGAGGUGACAACAUUACUGGAAAGCAUUGACGAAACUGUUGAUGAUGUGUUUAAAGAAUCGAACGAUAAAUAUUUUCGGUAUCAUAUACAAAGAAUCAUGGAAGAUUUAACGUAUACUUUCACGGCCGAAUGCUUGUUUGUAAAAUUGAAUGUAAAAUUACAUGUGUACGGCUCUAAGUACACCGGCUUAGCAUUGGAGGACAGCGACGUCGACAUAUAUGUUGAUUUUGGUAAGCCCAUCAACCCUGAAUCAAUUGAAAGCAUGAGCAGAGAGAUUGAGUCGAAUUUACGUUGUUUCUUUCAUCUUUGGAGAAUAGAAGAAGUCUUGCAUCAUACCAGAACUCCGAUCAUAAGAGUAAAACACAAACCAACGGGAGAAAUGUGUGAUAUUUCUUAUACGCAUGGUUUGUCAGUGGAAAAUUCCAAGUUAAUUAAAUCUUUCAAUGAUACUUAUUUGCCCUGUCGAAAAAUGAUAUUGUUUCUCAAAAAGUGGAUGAAGCUGUGCUAUUUCACAAGGGGAACACAGAAAAUAUCAAAUUAUGCUCUCACCUGGUUGGUUAUCUUUUACUUGCAAGUUAAACAUGGAUUUCCGAGUAUAAUUUCUCUAAUAAAGAACCAUAACAACUCGAAGAUUGUCGCUGGCUGGCAAGUUGGUGUUGGCGAUACAUUCGCUAUCAACGUACCUGAAUUACCGAUACACGAAUUGUUGUUGGGUUUCUUCGAAUAUUACGGAGAAUUCAAUUACACACGUUUCGUUAUAUGUCCGUUGUUAGGCAAAGAAUGUGAUAAGAAACUAUUUUCAAUACCACUUGACAAGAAACCAACGUUUCCGGAGGGCAUGGAACCCUACAUGACACAUUUAAAAGGCGACAAUCCGGAAUUUUUUAGAAUUGACUCGUCUAUGUGCGUGCAAGAUCCAUUUGUUCUCUCGUUUAAUAUAACGAGAGCCGUGCAAAUUUUAAUGCUCAGAGAUUUCAAGCAUUAUUGUAAAGAAAGUGCUUUGAAAUUGCGUAAAAUUUCACCUUGCUGACCGAUAAAAUGGUAUACGGUUUUAUAGUUAUUAUUUAUUAGGUAUAUUUUAUAUCGAUUUGUAUUUUACACUGUACAAAAUCGAUAUUGGUUAUAAGACCGCAAUAACGAUUGCCGAUCGGUACAUACACUAUGUUUUAAAGUAUAACAUCCUUGCAAUUUUGCUGAUUUCGUCAAGGAAAUUUAAUAUUAUAAUCUUAAUUAUGACAAUCAUUAAUUGAACAAUUAUAAUAUUCUUGUUACACUUUUAAUCAUAGAUUAUGUCCAGGCAUCGUCGUGUCUUAUUAUAUCUAAGAUAACUAUAAACUAUUUUAUUCAUAUGACCAUGUAUACCUUUUAUAUUUUACGCAACAUUAAGAUUUGCAAUUAUUUGUAUUUUUGAAGACCUGUUAAAUACAUAAUGAAAAUUGCUAACUUUUGUUUUUUUUUACAUUACAUAGUUACGUAAUACUUGAAUUAUAGAAUUAAGCAGUAUUCGUAGUUUUAAUAAGUUGCAAGCUAGAAUCUACAGAAUUUAAUUUUAUAUUCAUAUUUUUCAUUGAUUCUGUAGUGAACCUUAUAAAACUGUUCCAUUGUAACAAUUUUUCUUUCAUCUUAAAGAUUACACACAUGUUUCCUAUACUUUUUAAUAUUUCUAAAUAUAAUGAUGCAAUAAUGAGUAUAAUUAUAUAUAUAUGGUAAAGUUGCAUCUGAAGAUGUAUUGACACUUGCACCAUUGAUUUGUAACAAUUUUAUGUUAUCAUUAUUGAUUGUAUUACAUAAUACAAUUCUUCAAAUAAACUUCCGAUAUCAGGGAAACAUUAGUUAUAAGGCUCAGAAAUAUAUUCUUUACAUAAACGAGAUAUACUAAGCAAUAUGUAAAACCCCUUUAAUGUAUUUCUCUAUUUUACUUCCUUUUAUAACCAUCCAAUUAUUAUAUAUAUGCUCGGCACUACAGCCUCAGUUUGAAGGCCUAGGCCUACUUCUCUCUCUCUUUACAUAUGCAUGUGAUGCGCAACACAGGUUGCUCACAUGCAUAUGGGACCUACAGUUUUACGCCGGUUCCGAACGGCAGUUAGAGAGAAGUUUUCGUGGCAUGGGAAUACUACUCUUGGUGGUUUGCCAAGACCACCGAAAGAGGAGCGUAUGCUCAGCCCCCCCCCAUCUGGGGGACAAAGGGACCUUCUUUUCCUCUUAUAUAUGCAUGCGUUGCGCACACAGAUUGUACACAUGCAUAUGGGGGAUCUACAGUUUUAACGCUGGAUCCGACGGCGGUUUAGAGAGGAGUUGGAGUGAAGUUUUCUUGGCAUGAGAUUACUCUUGGUGGUUUGCCGGGCCACCGAAGAGGAGCUACGAGCGUAUGAAAAAUUUGCUGGUUCUGCCGGGGAUCGAACCCGGGACUAUUAGCAUAAUAGACUUGUGC
Messenger RNA from Dinoponera quadriceps, 5752 nucleotides. RefSeq lists its product as uncharacterized. The record is from RefSeq and is a predicted model, not a curated record. Gene Ontology annotation, molecular function: nucleotidyltransferase activity; zinc ion binding; nucleic acid binding. Gene Ontology annotation, biological process: RNA 3'-end processing. The transcript has 8 exons. Lineage: Eukaryota; Metazoa; Arthropoda; Insecta; Hymenoptera; Formicidae. The coding region runs from base 338 to 4351 and encodes 1337 amino acids.